This is a messenger RNA of Populus nigra (black poplar), 1039 nucleotides long. Its product is annotated as 3'-5' exonuclease-like. Gene Ontology annotation, molecular function: nucleic acid binding. The record is from RefSeq and is a predicted model, not a curated record. The transcript has 6 exons. Lineage: Eukaryota; Viridiplantae; Streptophyta; Magnoliopsida; Malpighiales; Salicaceae. The coding region runs from base 475 to 855 and encodes 126 amino acids.
UUAGCAAAAUUUUCAACAAAAGCAAAAUUUUGAAAUGCCCUCUGUCCUCUCUCCUCUGACUCAGCACACAGCAGUCUCUUACUCUCUUUCUUCCAUUCUUGAUUCUUCCAUCCUCUUGAAACGCUCUCUCUCCCAAUCAAAAGACCUCCUACAGUCCUAUCGAUUCCGCUCUCUCCAAAUUCAUCUCCUCAGUGGUUCAGUCCUUCCUAGUUCCUCCUCAUUUCAUCGACUUUGAUUUUCGUGAUUUCUGAUCCGAUCGAUUUCAUCAGGUAGUGUGAAGAUGAGAUAUCCUGCGUUGAAGUUCAGGGGUCAAAUUUUGUAUAGCAGAACUUCUAUGGAGGUAGAAAAGGCUGCAAGGGAGCUUUUUCAGAGUCUUAAAGUUAAAAAGGGUUAAAUGGGUCAAGUUAUUGCUGGCUUUGAUAUUGAGUGGAAAACCACAUUUACAAAGGUGUGUUGCCUGGAAAAGCUGCAGUUAUGCAGAUAUAUGGGAACACCAGCCUUUGUCAUGCGAUGCAUAUUUUUCAUUCUGGAAUCACAAGUCGGCAGUUUCUUCUAGAGGAUUCUACACUUGUAAAAGUUGGUGUUGGCAUAAGCAGUGACUGUGCUGAGGUUCUUAGAGAUUAUAAUGAGUCAGUUAAAUCAGUGGACGACCUUUCCUAUCAUGCAAAUCAAAAACUUGGUGGAGAACCUAAAACUUGGGGUCUUCGCUCUAGCAAAGAUUCUUGUUUGCAAAGAGCUUUGAAAGCCCAACAGAAUCAGGCUUGGAAACUGGGAAGCAGAUGUUUUUUCAAAAGAACAACCUACAAUAUGCUGCCACUGAUGCCAUGGUUUCUUGGAAACUAUACCAAGUGUUAAAGAGCCUCCCAGACGCAAAGGAUGCCCCACUGACCAUACAAGUGAGAAAGUUGAAUCAACAUAACUGUAUGUACACAACUGUACAAAUGAUCACAUGAUGCUAAUUUUUUUUGCACCAUCAUUUGUUUAUCAUGAAGAAUUAUUACCUCAAAAGGAGUUUACUCCCAAUCUUUCCACUUUUUCU